Molecule: messenger RNA, 1302 nt
Organism: Gossypium raimondii (Peruvian cotton)
Lineage: Eukaryota; Viridiplantae; Streptophyta; Magnoliopsida; Malvales; Malvaceae
Exons: 9
Coding region: 155-1129 (324 amino acids)
Molecular function (GO): hydrolase activity
Source: RefSeq, a predicted model, not a curated record
AAACAAAUGCUUAGCGCGUUUCUCCACGCGCCUACUCUAAGUUUUCUUUGCUCUUCAUCUUCUUCCCCUCAACCUCAGCCAAAGCCCCGCCCUUGUCUCUCUUCCAUGGCUUCCUCUUCCCUGGUUCGAAUCGCUGUUGUUGGUGACGUCCACGAUGAUUGGGACCUUGAAGAAGAUGCAAACGCCCUUCAAUUUCUUAAGCCGGAUUUGGUGCUCUUCACAGGCAGGUUCCUCUUUCCUCUUUAUCCAACCAAUGUGUGCUAUGAUUAUUCACUUUUGGAGUCUUCCCUCUAAUAUUUUUCCAGAUCCAAUAGGUGAUUUUGGUAAUGAAAAUCUCGAACUAGUUCAAGAUGUCGCUGCUCUCAACUUUCCCAAAGCAGUUAUUUUGGGGAAUCAUGAUUCUUGGAGCACUCAACAGUUUUCUUCUAAGAAGAAGGAUCGAGUUCAACUUCAGCUAGAAUGUCUUGGACAGGAACAUGUAGGUUACAAACGUCUGGACUUUCCUUUACUAAAGCUCAGUAUUGUUGGUGGACGGCCAUUUUCGUGCGGUGGUCAACAAAUAUUUCGGAAAAGGCUUCUGUCUGCAAGGUAUGGAAUCCAAGAUAUGGAAGGAAGUGCCAAGAGAAUCUAUGAAGCUGCGCUUGGGACCCCAGAAGAUCAUCUAGUUAUACUUCUUGCACAUAAUGGACCCACAGGUCUUGGCAGUGAAUUGAAUGACAUUUGUGGAAAAGACUGGGUGUUUGGUGGUGGUGAUCAUGGUGAUCCAGAUCUAGCACAAGCCAUCUCCAACUUGAAAGAGACUACUAACGUCUCCAUUCCACUUGUUGUGUUUGGUCACAUGCAUAAGGAAUUGGCACAUGGGAAUGGUCUUCGUAAAAUGAUUGUAGUCGGGACUCACAACAUCAUAUACCUGAAUGGAGCCAUAGUUCCCAGGGUUAAGAGAUCCACAAAUGAGACCUCCCUGCAAGCAUCCAAUUCUGAUGGCACCUACCGAGCCUUCACUUUAGUUGAGAUAUUGAAUGGACAAGUGAAUAAAAUCUCCGAAAGUUGGGUGUCUGUUGUUGGAAAUGAGACAACAUUAGAGGAGGAGCACAUACUAUUCAAAUCGAACGGACAGUCUUCUCGCUGAUUGGUGUUGAGUUUGACUUCUUACACUCUUUAGAGACCAGCAACAGAAUUAAUCUGCUAAAAUCUAAAUAAUAGUCUUGAAUCUUGCUUACUGGUCAUCCGUAUGUAGCAGGAAUAUGACUUAUCUUCACUGGUAAACAUUUGUUAAUGUGAUAUGGAGAGUUCUGGUUUAUA